GACAUUGUGAAUGAGCGUUCCUGCUUGUUUGGGAUAGGUAGCGACGGAAAACGCAUUUGAAAUAUCAAACUUUCUCUAUUAGUUUAUUGAAAAAACACGAAGCUAAUACCCCAAAAUGGCUUCGAUAGCAGCAGCUCAGGUGCAAGAAGUGCGUUCGAUAACUCGCAUUGAACGUAUCGGAGCGCAUUCCCAUAUAAGAGGGUUGGGUCUAGAUGAUUCUCUGGAACCUAGAGCCGUGUCCCAGGGUAUGGUGGGGCAGAAAAUGGCCAGGAAGGCCGCCGGCGUCAUCCUACAGAUGAUUCGAGAAGGCAAAAUAGCAGGUCGCGCAGUAUUACUCGCUGGGCAGCCGGGUACUGGCAAGACAGCCAUCGCUAUGGGCCUUGCACAGGCCUUGGGACCUGACACACCGUUUACUAGCAUGGCUGGCUCUGAAAUAUUCUCACUGGAAAUGAGCAAGACAGAAGCUCUCACACAGUCCAUAAGGAAAUCCAUUGGUAUAAGGAUCAAAGAAGAAUCAGAGAUAAUUGAAGGUGAAGUAGUAGAGAUUGUGGUGGAACGAGCGGCCGGGGGUGGAGGCGCCAGGGUCGGACGCCUGACCUUGAAAACCACGGACAUGGAGACCAACUAUGACAUGGGUGCCAAAAUGAUCGAUUCGCUAUUGAAGGAGAAGGUGCAAGCUGGGGAUGUUAUAACCAUAGACAAAGCUACGGGUAAGAUCAACAAACUGGGCCGGAGUUUCGCCAGAGCGAGAGAUUACGAUGCCACUGGUCAGCAGGCCCGGUUCGUCCAGUGCCCGGAGGGUGAACUCCAGAAACGUAAGGAGGUCGUGCACACGGUGACCCUGCACGAGAUCGAUGUCAUCAACUCCAGAACGCACGGAUUCCUAGCGCUUUUCUCUGGUGACACCGGGGAGAUCAAAUCUGAAAUUCGCGAACAGAUCAACGGUAAGGUGGCUGAGUGGCGCGAGGAAGGCAAGGCUGAGAUGAUUCCUGGAGUCCUAUUCAUUGAUGAGGCACACAUGUUGGACAUAGAAUGCUUCUCCUACCUCAACCGGGCUCUGGAAUCCGAGACCGCGCCAGUAGUUAUAAUGGCAACGAACCGUGGAAUCACCAGGAUCCGAGGCACCAACUACAAAUCCCCCCACGGGAUCCCAUUGGACCUCCUCGACAGGAUGAUCAUAGUACCGACUUCGCCUUAUUCACACCAAGAGCUUAGGGAGAUUUUAAAUAUACGAUGCGAAGAAGAGGACUGCCAAAUGUCAUCGGAUGCGUUGACGGUGUUGACCCGCGUGGCAACGGAAACCUCUCUCCGUUAUUCUAUACAAUUAAUCACCACUGCUUCACUCGUCGCCAAGCGGAGGAAGGCUACUGAGGUAAGCAUGGAAGAUGUCAAGAAAGUCUACUCCCUAUUCCUCGACGAGCAUCGUUCAGAGCAGUUCCUGAAGGAGUACCAGGAUGAGUUCAUGUUCAACGACGGAUCUGGAGAUGCCCCGCAACUUAUGGAAGUGUCGCAGUAAUCGUAUCAAAAUAUGUAAUUCCAAAUAUUUUAAUUCAAAACAUUGUCGUCAUUAGAAUUUACAUUUUUGUUGUAAAAGAAGUCGCCUCUAAGUUACUUUUAAGUUUUAUUAUGUAAGUUUAUAAAAUAAAUGUGUAAUGAAAUUGCAUUUUUA
Messenger RNA from Spodoptera exigua (beet armyworm), 1669 nucleotides. Lineage: Eukaryota; Metazoa; Arthropoda; Insecta; Lepidoptera; Noctuidae. The record is from the annotation of a GenBank genome assembly.